Messenger RNA from Indicator indicator, 3869 nucleotides. RefSeq names its product protein kinase cAMP-activated catalytic subunit beta (gene PRKACB). Gene Ontology annotation, cellular component: cAMP-dependent protein kinase complex; nucleus. Gene Ontology annotation, molecular function: ATP binding; cAMP-dependent protein kinase activity. The transcript is spliced from 10 exons. Gene Ontology annotation, biological process: peptidyl-serine phosphorylation. The coding region runs from base 1 to 1197 and encodes 398 amino acids. Lineage: Eukaryota; Metazoa; Chordata; Aves; Piciformes; Indicatoridae. The record is from RefSeq and is a predicted model, not a curated record.
AUGGCAGCUCAGAAAGAGGGUUCUUGUAAUCAGUGCACAGGGACAGCUACAGCGCUUCAGAGGCUGGAAGGUUUUGCUAAUCGCCUUUUCCAUAGGCACUCAAAGAGUGGUGGGCAUGAACAGAGGGCAGCUCUGGAAAAUGAGAGCCAGCACUGCUCUGAACUUGCUGUCCUGUGGGACAAAUCAAUGAAAGAGUUCCUAGCCAAAGCCAAAGAAGACUUUCUAAGAAAAUGGGAGAGCCCCCCUCAGAACACUGCUGGCCUAGAUGAUUUUGAGAGGCAAAAAACCCUUGGAACAGGAUCAUUUGGGAGAGUUAUGAUGGUGAAACAUAAAUCCACAGAACAGUAUUAUGCUAUGAAGAUACUGGACAAACAGAAGGUUGUCAAACUGAAGCAAAUAGAACACACACUGAAUGAGAAGAGAAUAUUACAAGCGGUGAACUUUCCUUUCCUUGUAAAACUGGAGUAUUCUUUUAAGGACAAUUCUAAUUUAUACAUGGUAAUGGAGUAUGUUCCUGGUGGUGAAAUGUUUUCACAUCUAAGAAGAAUUGGAAGGUUCAGUGAACCACAUGCACGGUUUUAUGCAGCUCAGAUAGUGCUAACAUUUGAGUACCUCCAUUCAUUAGACCUCAUCUACAGAGAUCUAAAGCCUGAAAAUCUUUUAAUUGAUCAGCAAGGAUACAUCCAGGUCACGGACUUUGGCUUUGCAAAAAGAGUAAAAGGAAGAACUUGGACGUUAUGUGGCACUCCAGAAUACCUGGCACCUGAAAUAAUACUCAGCAAGGGUUACAACAAGGCAGUGGAUUGGUGGGCAUUAGGAGUGUUAAUCUAUGAAAUGGCAGCUGGAUAUCCCCCAUUCUUUGCAGACCAGCCCAUUCAAAUUUAUGAGAAGAUUGUGUCUGGCAAGGUAAGGUUCCCAUCACACUUCAGUUCAGACCUAAAGGAUCUUCUAAGAAAUUUACUCCAGGUAGAUUUGACCAAACGAUACGGAAAUCUCAAGAAUGGUGUAAAUGACAUAAAGAAUCACAAGUGGUUUGCCACUACAGAUUGGAUUGCCAUUUAUCAGAGAAAGGUAGAAGCUCCAUUCAUACCAAAGUGCAGAGGCCCUGGAGAUACCAGCAACUUUGAUGAUUAUGAAGAAGAAGAUAUUCGUGCGUCUCUAACAGAAAAAUGUGCAAAAGAAUUUGCUGAUUUUUAGUAGGAGUAAGAGGACAAGAUGACAUCAGGGCUCACAUUGGGAUCUUUGCACUCUGUUAACAGAUGAGGUGGAGCUGAGACCAUCAUAUGUCAAAACAGUUACCUAGUUACUUCAUUCCACAAAGCUGACUGAGGUCUUUAUUGCCAUCUUCCAUGUGUGCAGUUUGCACCAACCCUUCUAACUAGGCACAAUUAAGCAAGCACUGUUUUGUGCAGUAACACAGAAUAAUAGACCACUUUCCUACUUAACUUUGGUUUCUGUCGUUCUUUGUUUCUGUGUAUUGUUCAUUUUUCCCCUUUAAAAUGAAGUAGUUUUUUACCCAAGAAUGCUCCAUUUUAUUUUGAAUAAUGUAUUAUUUGUGUGAGUGAAAUGGAAGGUGUUGCGGCUAGUGUGAUUUAGACUGAAGUGAAAGAUAAAUGUUGCUUCUAGUCUGUGCCAGCCAAUAAAUCUUGUCUGUCUUGUGUCUGAUGCUACAAUUUAUUAUGAAUUUUUUUUUUAGUAGCUCAGACUAAACCUAGCCAACGUUUUUAGCAUUUUUGAAGGUAGUAUUUAUCGCCAUAUAAAUGUCUGCUAAAUUAACUUUAAAACAUUUCUUCCUGGAGACUGACCAAAAUUCAGUAGAAUCAAUUGGAUGGAUAAGCAGGGGACAGUAGCUAGACCCUGUGCCUUGGUUUUCUACAUCCCUGCAGUUUUCAUCACUGCCUCCUUCCUUUGUAUUUCCUACCUAGGCAGUAGAUAAAUUGCCAUAACCAGACUGUACCAUGGAAAGCUUACAGUCUCAUGAGAGGGAGUAAAUCCACCUGGUCUUGAUUUUGGACCAUAUCUAACCAAGUCAACUUACCAGCAUUUCAGUUGGCAGGUAGGAAAUAGCUUUUUUAAGAACAUGAACCCUGAACUCUUAAAGGAAGUUUUGGUCAGUAUUACAGUGAAUAUGAUUUCUUUUGAUUGACUUUUUUUUUUAAGCCAAUGUUUGAACUCCCAAAGUAUUCCUUGUUUUGAGCCUUUUUUGAUUAAAAAGGCAUCCAUUAAAAUAAUACCCACCACACCACAAAAAGCAAAUUCUGCUCUGCCAUUAGCUAUGAAAAACAUAUGGUUUAGCAAAUGCAAAAUAAUAUUCUAGAUGCAUCGCUGGAUGAACACAGUUAUUUUUUGUUAGCUGUUAAGAAUAAGAGGUUAUUGCCAAGUUUUUAUUCUGGUAUACUAUAUUAGUAAACUGAGGAUGGAGUACCGCUACAAUCAUUUUCUUUUUAAUUACAGCACUUCAUUCACGAAGAAAAGAGACAAGUUUAAAUAAUGCAACAGCUAGGUUUAUUUUAGUUGCGUUGUGUCUUCAUUUCUAACUUCUCUUUCAAUCAAACAGAAUGUAUGGUCACACAGAUAUAAGUAUUUGGGCUUAAUUAUGUUUUGUAUACUCUCACCAACUGACUUAAAAAAUACUGCUACCAUGUGCUAGCUUUGGGCACUUUCACACAUUCAUUUCAAUGUUAAUAAUCAGUGGCUCAGCACUUUUUGGGGGGUUGCUUUUAAACUUACUCAAAGUAGUUUUAUUUGUACACUUGAUUCUGGCUGUCUCAGUGACCUGUCUUAAAACAGCACAUCUAAACAGUUUAAACUAGACUAAUAUUUUAUGAUAAAUUUACAUGCAUACAAGGAUGAAUUGGGUUUUUGGUUUUUUUUAAUGAGCUAUAUUAAUACAUAGCCAUUGUAUUUGUUUGAAUGUCAGUGCAAAUAAACCACUGGCAUUCCUUCCUUUUAAUCUGUAUGACGCUCCUUUAAGAAAAGCCUUUGUAGACAUUUUACAAAAGGGUAUGAAACGUACCAUCCAACAUUCUGUAUGUUUAGGUUGUUGAGCAUUUUUGCACAACGUCAUUAGGAGGCUGACACUGAAUGCAGUCUUUGUCCACCCAUAUUUACAUACGUGCAAGAAAAGUAUAAGAUACUUUGCUGUAGCAAAUUUUAUGUAACAAAGAUAUAUCGUCACAUUAAUAAAUUUAAAGAAAUCCUUUGUAUGAAAAUGUUAAAAUCUUUUGUAUUUCAUUUAGACCAAGGACAUGCUGCUGUAUGCUAGCUGUAUGCGAUAAAUUCUACAGUAACUUUGUUGUCGUUUAUGAACUUUAAAAGAUUUUAAUAAAUGUUGGAGAUCACAAUUUGAUUCUGUUAUGAUUUUAAUUUUUGAUCAUUGCAUUUAUAAUUCUAGUAAGGUUCAGAAGUUUUUCUGUUUUGUAAAAUACUGUAACCAUUCAUCUUGCGUGUACAAUUAGACAAAAGUCUAGGAAAUUGGUUCUGACAUGUCUGUCUGAUAUCCAGAUUAAAUUCUACGUGGGCAUAAGUGGAAAAGUCAUCUUAAUGCCAUGAUAUUAUGCUAUUUAUUAAUUUUAUGAAAAUCCUGUUAGAAAGUAAAAUACUUUUCCAAUAUGGCAUAAUAGACUUCAGUAUGGAAAUGAGAUUCUAUUUUGGAAAAGGAGGGGAAGUGUGCAAUUUCCAAGGCAUUAGUGAGUACAUUUGACAAUGUGAGUAUUAUACAACCCUCUCAUUUAAACACACUCAUAAAAUAUAACUACAGAAUAUUAUGUUACCUGUAUUUAAUUUGAAAAUCCUUUUCACAAUAUGGAAAAAUUGUAUAUCUAUGACAGUAGAAGCUUGUUAAUUUUACACAUUUGAGGAAUUAAGUG